Messenger RNA from Fulmarus glacialis (Northern fulmar), 618 nucleotides. Its product is annotated as lysozyme g-like. Gene Ontology annotation, biological process: peptidoglycan catabolic process; defense response to Gram-positive bacterium. The transcript has 5 exons. Bases 1 to 618 code for a protein of 205 amino acids. NCBI's taxonomy places the organism in Eukaryota, Metazoa, Chordata, Aves, Procellariiformes, Procellariidae. Gene Ontology annotation, cellular component: extracellular region. Gene Ontology annotation, molecular function: lysozyme activity. The record is from RefSeq and is a predicted model, not a curated record.
AUGUACCCGAUGCUCGUGCUGCUGGGCCUUGCUGCCCUCCUGGGUGCCUCCCAGGGACGCACGGAUUGCUACGGCAGUGUAAACAGAAUUAAAACCCCUGGGGCUUCGUGCAAAACUGCAAAGCCAGAGGGUUUAUCCUACUGCGGAGUUAGAGCUUCAGAAAAGAUCGCUGAACGGGACCUAAGAGCUAUGGAUCAAUAUAAAACACUCAUUAAGAAAGUUGGUGAAAAACUGUGCAUCGAACCAGCCCUGAUCGCUGGCAUCAUCUCCCGGGAAUCUCAUGCUGGCAAAAUACUGAGGAAUGGCUGGGGCGACAAUGGAAAUGGAUUUGGUUUAAUGCAGGUUGACAAAAAAUCAGGACACACACCUGUGGGACGAUGGAACAGCGAAGCCCAUCUUACCCAGGGCACUAACAUACUGAUCGCGAUGAUAAAGACAAUACAGAGGAACUUCCCACGCUGGACAAAGGAUCAACAGCUGAAAGGUGGGAUUUCUGCCUACAACGCUGGUUCUAAGAACGUCCGAAGCUAUGACAGAAUGGACAUUGGCACCACGCACAAUGACUACUCCAACGAUGUGGUUGCACGAGCCCAGUAUUACAAGAAACACGGAUACUAG